AUGCCCGAAGCUGUACCGCCCCAUAAGCGGGCUCUCACCGAUACAACGAGCAAUCCGCGCAGUAAUGCCGCCUCUUCCGCCGUGUUGAAGAAGCGGAAGCUUGAUAGCCAACCUUCUUCCCUAUUAAAAGGUCCAGCAAAUAGCCUUCACAAAAAGGGCUUUGGCUCAAGUCAACCGCAAAAAAGUCAAUUCGAAGAGGAGGUCCUCGAGAAAUUCACACAAGACAUCGGUGACCUGAAGGGGAACAAUGCAGAGAAAGAUCAACAAUGGGACAGACCAGCACUCGUGGAUUUCAACCCGACAAGAGAUAACAUAUGCUUCCAGCAGAUAGAUGCUGAAGAAGGCAGAUUUGGGGCUGAUAAGAUGGCGGUGCGUCUAUUCGGCGUCACUGAGACCGGACACUCGGUCAUGCUACACGUAACUGGAUUUCAACAUUAUCUCUACAUUGCUGCUCCGGUCGGAUUCACAAAAGAGGACUGCGAUCCCUAUCGAGCAUUUCUCGAAACGAAACUUGCACAAAUGGCCCCAGUGAUCCAAUCCGUGGAAGUCACUUUGAGGGAGAAUCUUUACGGCUUCCAAGGAAACCGGAAGAGCUGGUACCUCAAGAUCACAGUGACCGAUCCCAAAUUCAUUGCACGGCUACGGAGUGCACUUGAAACGGGCAGUGGAACGAUGAACUAUAAAGGUCUCUGGAGCAAUUCCGAUUCUGGCAUUCUGACGUUCGACAGUAUCCAAUAUCUCCUUCGAUUCAUGAUUGAUACAGGGCUACACGGAAUGUCGUGGGUCGAGGCGAAGGCUGGAAAAUACCGUCUUUUGCCAGAUCACGAGAGACAAUCCAACUGCCAAAUAGAAGCUGUCAUGGACUACCGUGACAUGAUAGCUCACGCCCCGAACGGCGAGUGGGCUAAAAUGGCCCCACUACGCAUCCUCUCUUUUGAUAUCGAAUGCGCUGGUCGCCAGGGCAUCUUUCCCGAGCCCAACGUAGACCCAGUGAUUCAAAUCGCCAAUGUGGUCACUCGGUACGGAGAGUCAAAACCUUUCAUACGAAAUGUUUUUUGCCUCGAUACCUGCAGUCUUAUCGUCAACACGCAAAUCCUGGAGUUUGAGAAAGAGGAACGGAUGUUAAUGGCGUGGCGGGAGUUUGUGGAAAAGGUCGACCCGGAUGUUAUCAUCGGAUACAACAUUGCCAACUUCGAUUUCCCUUACUUGCUGGAUCGCGCAAAGCACCUCAAAUGCGGUCAAUUCCCAUACUGGACGCGAGUGAGAAAUUGCAAGACCGAAGCAAAAGAGGCGAGCUUCUCCAGUAAGCAGAUGGGCAAUCGCGAGACCAAGGCAACAAACACCAAUGGCAGAAUUCAACUCGACUUGCUACAACUGGUCCAGCGUGACCACCAGCUGCGAAGCUACACACUCAACUCUGUUUCGUACGAGUUUUUGGGGGAGCAGAAAGAAGACGUUCAUCAUACUAUGAUUACUGAGCUCUUUAACGGCACACCCGACUCUCGGCGUCGGUUGGCAGUUUAUUGUUUGAAAGAUGCUUAUCUGCCCCAGAGACUGAUGGACAAGCUGAUGUGCUUGGUCAACUACACUGAAAUGGCUAGGGUCACAGGUGUACCCUUCAAUUACCUCCUUUCCCGCGGCCAACAAGUGAAAUUUAUCAGCCAGCUGUUCCGCAAAGCUCUCGAGCAGCAGCUCGUUAUCCCCAAUUCCAAGUCGCAAGACGAGCAAGACUAUGAGGGUGCGACCGUCAUUGAGCCGAAGCGCGGUUACUACGGAGUUCCCAUCGCCACUCUUGAUUUUGCGUCUCUAUACCCAUCGAUCAUUCAAGCCCACAAUCUCUGCUAUACCACCUUACUCAAUAAGUCGAGCGUCGAGAAGCUGGGUCUCAAGAAAGACGAGGAUUACAUUGUGACGCCCAACGGCGACCUUUUCUGCACCGCUAAGGUCCGGAAGGGCCUCUUGUCGCAAAUUCUAGAGGAGUUGCUGGGAGCAAGAAAGCGCGCCAAGAAAGAACUGGCCAGCGAGACAGAUCCGUUCAAAAAGGCCGUGUUGAACGGUCGUCAACUUGCGUUGAAGAUCAGUGCAAACAGUGUCUAUGGUCUCACGGGAGCUACUGUCGGCAAGCUACCAUGUCUUCCUAUUGCCAGUAGCACGACCAGUUACGGCCGUCAAAUGAUCGAAAAAACCAAGGCCGAGGUUGAGGCGCGCUACACCAUUGCAAAUGGAUACUCUCACGAUGCUCAGGUCAUCUAUGGUGACACUGAUUCUGUCAUGGUCAAGUUCGGCGUCACGGAACUAGAAGAGGCGAUGAAGCUCGGCGAGGAAGCGGCGGACUACGUCUCGUCCAAAUUCAUUAAACCGAUCAAGCUCGAAUUCGAAAAGGUUUACUUCCCAUACCUGCUCAUCAACAAGAAACGAUACGCAGGUCUCUACUGGACCAACACUAAGAAACAUGACAAGAUGGACACGAAGGGUAUUGAGACUGUCCGACGUGACAAUUGUUUGUUGGUCCAGAACGUCAUCGAAACGGUGCUGAACAAGAUCCUUAUCGACCGAGAUCUUGACGGCGCGCAAGACUACGUGAAAGCCACCAUUUCGGACCUUUUGCAGAACAAAGUGGACAUGUCCAAGCUUGUGAUCACCAAGGCCUUGUCACAGAAGGAAUAUGCGGCAAAGCAAGCUCACGUCGAGCUUGCUAAGCGCAUGACGAAACGAGAUGCUGGAUCUGCGCCUGCCUUAGGCGACCGUGUAGCCUACGUAAUGAUCAAGGGCGCCGCGAACUCGAAAGGCUACGAGCGUGCGGAAGAUCCGAUCUUCGUCUUGGAGAACAAUAUCCCCAUCGAUACCAAAUACUACCUCGACAACCAGCUGGCAAAUCCCCUGGGACGAAUUUUCGAACCCAUCUUGGGAGAGAAGAAAGCUAAUCAGCUGCUGACUGGUGAGCACACCCGCUCUAUCUCGGUCGCCGCCCCCAGCCUCGGUGGUCUUAUGAAGUUUACCAAGCGCACCCAAACCUGCAUGGGCUGUAAGAAGCCCUUGAUGGGUAAAGAAGAAAUGGAGGGAGCUGUCUGCGCCAACUGCCGGCCACGCAUUGGCGAGCUGUACACCAAAGCUCUUACCAAAGUGUCUGACUUGGAGGUCCGCUUUGGACGGCUAUGGACUCAAUGUCAGCGCUGCCAAGGCAGUUUGCAUUGUGAGGUGAUCUGCUCUUCGCGCGAUUGUCCCAUUUUCUACAUGCGGAUGAAAGCAAAGAAGGACGUCGAAGAUUCUCAGAAGGAGCUAGCUCGAUUUGACUUCGACGCAGGGGCGUGGUGA
Molecule: messenger RNA, 3315 nt
Organism: Penicillium diatomitis
Lineage: Eukaryota; Fungi; Ascomycota; Eurotiomycetes; Eurotiales; Aspergillaceae
Product: DNA-directed DNA polymerase delta POL3
Exons: 3
Coding region: 1-3315 (1104 amino acids)
Biological process (GO): DNA replication proofreading; nucleotide-excision repair, DNA gap filling; DNA-templated DNA replication
Cellular component (GO): delta DNA polymerase complex
Molecular function (GO): nucleotide binding; DNA binding; DNA-directed DNA polymerase activity
Source: RefSeq, a predicted model, not a curated record